AUGACUAUCUCUGAGCAAGGAUUCACAACUUAUGUAUCAAUGGAUAGUAACACAAUCAUCUUGAGGAUGCAAAGACAGCAACCAAAGAAUCAUGUGAGUCCAGAUCAUCACAUUAGCCAUACAACAAGCUUACUUGUUCUGCACUGCUUUAUUGUCAGAUUUCUCUGUCUACUUCAUGCUCCUAGGUUUCCACAACAUGAAACAAUGAGAAGACUUAUGUUGACUAGCAGAGAAGCAGCCCGUCCUAUGACUGCAUCCAGCCUCAAUAUGAAACCACCUAGCAUGCCUUCAAUGGAAUACAAGACAAAACAAAAGGGAGGAGAGUUUUCAGAACAGAGGUUAAUGGGAGUGUCUGCAUCAGCUAUGGUUGAAACAGUAUCUGCGUCCACCUUUAAUGACACACUGCCAGGCAGGGCACCAACUGAAUAUACCGAUAAUCAAAUAGAAGGAGAGUUUUCAGAACAGAGGAUAAUGGGAGUGUCUGCAUCAGCUAUGGUUGAAACAGUAUCUGCGUCCACCUUUAAUGACACAAUGCCAGGCAGGGCACCAACUGAAUAUACCGAGAAUCAAAUAGAAGGAGAGUUAAUGCAGUGACUGGAGGGUGUUGUACAAAGGGCACAGCAUAAGGUGUGGAGCUGAAGCAUGAGUGCAGUCUAAUAACAGAUACAGUUUCUUGAGUAUAGAGAAACCCAAAACACACACUUGGAGUGA
This is a messenger RNA of Schistocerca cancellata (South American locust), 711 nucleotides long. RefSeq lists its product as uncharacterized. The record is from RefSeq and is a predicted model, not a curated record. The coding region runs from base 1 to 594 and encodes 197 amino acids. NCBI's taxonomy places the organism in Eukaryota, Metazoa, Arthropoda, Insecta, Orthoptera, Acrididae. The transcript has 6 exons.